Thunnus maccoyii (southern bluefin tuna) is the source of this 1734-nucleotide messenger RNA. Its product is annotated as forkhead box protein F2-like. Gene Ontology annotation, cellular component: nucleus. The record is from RefSeq and is a predicted model, not a curated record. Gene Ontology annotation, biological process: regulation of transcription by RNA polymerase II; animal organ morphogenesis. The transcript is spliced from 3 exons. NCBI's taxonomy places the organism in Eukaryota, Metazoa, Chordata, Actinopteri, Scombriformes, Scombridae. Gene Ontology annotation, molecular function: RNA polymerase II cis-regulatory region sequence-specific DNA binding; DNA-binding transcription factor activity, RNA polymerase II-specific. Bases 57 to 1226 code for a protein of 389 amino acids.
AGGGGAAGAAAGGAGACGGGGAAAGGAGAGAAUGUGGAGCUUUAACGCUGCUGAGAAUGUCGUACGUCAGAGCUGACAUGACGACCGAGACCCCUCAGCAGCAGCUGGACCCUCCGCCUCCUCUGAGAUCCAGCCCGGCGUCCGGCGUCCUGCACCCCGCCAUGCUGAGCCCACAAGCCGCCACAGAAAGCUCGUCCACCGCCGCCAAAGGAAAGAAGACGAGCUCCGGUUUACGGCGACCGGAAAAGCCGCCGUACUCCUACAUUGCUCUCAUCGUUAUGGCAAUACAGAGCUCCCCCACCAAACGGCUGACACUCAGUGAGAUUUACCAGUUCCUCCAGGCUCGCUUCCCAUUCUUCAGGGGCUCAUAUCAGGGCUGGAAGAACUCAGUCCGGCAUAAUCUUUCGCUCAACGAGUGCUUCAUCAAGCUGCCCAAAGGACUGGGCAGGCCGGGGAAAGGCCACUACUGGACCAUCGAUCCGGGCAGUGAGUUCAUGUUCGAGGAGGGCUCGUUUCGUCGCAGACCCAGAGGCUUUAGAAGAAAAUGUCAAGCUCUGAAGCCCAUGUAUCGGAUGAUGAACGGCAUAGGCUUCGGCACCUCCAUUCUGCCGCAGAGUUUUGACUUCCAGGCUCCAUCCGCGUCCCUCGCCUGUCACAGCAACAGCUACAACUUGGACAUGAUGAGCAAUUCAAUGGCCGGUGGAUACGACGGGCUGAGCGGCGGUCACCACGUACCCCACAUGUCUCCGAGCCCCGGCUCCACAUACAUGGCGAGCUGUCCCGUGCCGCCUAACGGGGAGUACGGACCGGACAGCAGCAGCAGCCCCGUACCAUCCUCUCCAGCCAUGGCCAGCGCGCUGGACGGCCACUCCCCGUACGCCAGUACAUCCGCACAUUGGGCGUCCUCCGGCGGGUCCCCCUAUAUCAAACAGCAGCCUCUAGCCUCCAGCAGCCCCGCAUCCUCUGGUUUACACUCCGGCAUGUCGCCUUACUCCCUGGAGCAGAGCUAUCUUCACCAGAACGGCAGGGACAGCCACUCUUCCGACAUAUCAGUGGGAAUUCCGCGUUAUCAGAGCCAUUCCUCCGUGUGCGACAGGAAAGAUUUUGUGUUGAACUUUAACGGCAUCUCCUCCUUCCACCCUUCGGCUGGCGGAUCCUACUAUCACCAUCACCACCAUCACCAUCCCCAGAGCGUCUGUCAGGACAUCAAACCCUGCGUGAUGUGAGCUCUCUCCCCCCCCCUCCCCCUGUCACCGUGGACGGUCACAGUGAAACUGUAGGUCCGUCACAUGAGCAAAAAAACAAAAAAAACAAACACACCAAAAAAAAAAAUAUAAAUAAAAUAAAACCAAGUGGACAAUUUUGAUUUUUUUUUUAUCUUUUGGAGGAUUUAUACCAGGAUGUAUCGCCGUGUCCGCUUUCACGCGUUUGCCUCCAACUUGCAGCCGAAGUAGCUUUUUUUUUUUUUUUUGGUUGGACUUGAAAUAAUAUGCAUUGAAGGAAAAUGAAUGAAGAAACCCCAGAGGCCUUUUAAAAACCACUUUGCCUAUAUCAACCCAACCUGACAAGCGUUUUCUUCUUCAAAAGAAGCUUCAUAAACACUACUUUUUUAAUGCGUUUGCUCUUAUAACAGUGCAAACAAAUUAUAUUCUAUGUAACUAUGUUCUAUCUUAGUAACUACACACACGACGCUUUAGGCUAACAUGAACUGCAACAAAUCUUGCACUUAUUGUA